Messenger RNA from Bombina bombina (fire-bellied toad), 2012 nucleotides. It is a transcript of the gene TUBG1, whose product is annotated as tubulin gamma 1. Gene Ontology annotation, molecular function: structural constituent of cytoskeleton; GTP binding. The transcript has 11 exons. Gene Ontology annotation, cellular component: centrosome; gamma-tubulin complex; nucleus. The record is from RefSeq and is a predicted model, not a curated record. Bases 102 to 1457 code for a protein of 451 amino acids. Lineage: Eukaryota; Metazoa; Chordata; Amphibia; Anura; Bombinatoridae. Gene Ontology annotation, biological process: mitotic sister chromatid segregation; microtubule nucleation; cytoplasmic microtubule organization.
AUUGGCUGCGCUUAGUUGCUGUAGUUUCGUACAGUGACGUAAAGGCUACCGUUAGGCGGUCAUUGAGGCGGGAGACGAGUAGGACUAGGAAUCAGAAAAUCAUGCCUCGGGAGAUCAUCACCCUGCAGCUCGGCCAGUGCGGCAACCAAAUUGGUUUUGAAUUUUGGAAACAACUAUGUGCAGAACAUGGUAUCAGCCCAGAAGGCAUUGUAGAAGAGUUUGCAACUGAAGGAACAGAUAGGAAGGAUGUGUUUUUCUAUCAGGCAGAUGAUGAGCAUUACAUCCCACGUGCUGUCCUUUUGGACCUCGAGCCCAGAGUCAUCCAUUCAAUCCUGAAUUCCCCUUAUGCUAACCUUUACAACCCUGAAAAUAUUUACCUGUCCGAGCAUGGAGGUGGUGCAGGGAAUAACUGGGCUAGUGGUUUCUCACAGGGGGAAAAAAUCCAUGAAGAUAUCUUUGAUAUCAUUGAUCGAGAAGCUGAUGGAAGUGACAGCCUGGAGGGUUUUGUGCUGUGUCAUUCAAUUGCCGGUGGAACGGGGUCUGGUUUAGGGUCCUACCUCUUGGAGAGAUUAAAUGACAGGUACCCCAAGAAGCUAGUCCAGACCUAUUCUGUGUUUCCUAACCAGGAUGAAAUGAGUGAUGUUGUUGUGCAGCCUUACAACUCCCUCCUGACACUCAAAAGACUGACUCAGAAUGCAGACUGCGUGGUAGUUUUAGAUAAUACAGCUCUGAAUAGGAUUGCUACAGACAGACUUCACAUACAAAACCCUUCAUUCUCUCAGAUCAACCAACUAGUCUCUACCAUAAUGUCUGCAAGCACCACCACCCUGCGAUACCCAGGCUACAUGAACAACGAUCUUAUUGGGCUCAUUGCCUCUCUCAUUCCAACCCCAAGGCUGCACUUCCUAAUGACUGGGUACACACCUCUGACUACAGAUCAGUCGGUAGCCAGUAUACGCAAGACCACUGUUCUGGAUGUCAUGAGGAGGUUACUGCAGCCAAAGAACGUAAUGGUUUCUACUGGCCGGGACAGACAAACCAACCAUUGUUACAUAGCAAUACUGAACAUCAUUCAGGGCGAGGUAGACCCUACACAGGUUCACAAAAGUCUACAGAGGAUAAGAGAGCGUAAACUAGCCAACUUUAUACCGUGGGGACCAGCCAGUAUUCAAGUGGCUCUGUCAAGAAAGUCUCCUUAUUUGCCAUCUGCGCAUAGGGUUAGCGGCCUAAUGAUGGCCAAUCAUACAAACAUCUCCUCGCUGUUUGAGAGGACAUGCCGGCAGUAUGACAAACUAAGAAAGCGUGAGGCUUUCCUGGAACAGUUCCGUAAGGAGGAUAUCUUCAAAGACAACUUUGAUGAGUUGGACAACUCUAGGGAGAUUGUUCAGCAGCUUGUGGAUGAAUACCAUGCAGCCACCCGCCCAGACUACAUCUCAUGGGGUACUCAGGAUAAGUGAGGUGUAUUGGGGAAUCCUUACACCACAACUCAUUGUUCAUGUUACUUAAAAACACAGGACUGAAAAGGAAUAUUUUCUCUAAAAGUAUCUCCCAGCUACUUUUUAGGCUGAAACUACUCCACAUGCUGAAAGCAAGAUGUUGCACUGCACUGCAUAGCCGCAUUGGAUCAUAAAAGCAUGUUCUAUAUUGUGCACCAGUAUUGGUAGAUCAUCUAUUAUAUUAAGUGAAUUAGAAGGCCCCAGUGAGACAACCAGUUUGUGUUGCCUGUACCUGGCACCAUUUCCUUGCUUGAGGCACAGUAAAUCCACUCUCUUAAAAACUGUCACUGCUUCAGAGGAACACAGUUUUUCUAUGUAGAAGACUCAUACAAUUGUUUUGGUUUCUUUUUGCUGAUAGUUUGAAAAUUUCAGUAACUGGUCAUUGUGGCACUUGAAAUAUCAACAACCUGCUCUACAAAAUGCCUUUUAUGCUGUUCUGGUAGAUGUUCUCUAAUAUUUAUGGAAAUAAAAAUGUUUGUAGUUCAUGCAUUAAAGGUUUCCGAGCUGCUCCUGAAA